AUGCAAAGAUCACAACAACAGCAAACCAUCAAACUCGCCAAAGCAAAACAAAAGAAAACAAUUUCUUCCGAAAGAUUGCCAACAGAAACAUUUACAUCCAUUGUAAGAGAUUGUUUAAAAUUAAAACUUGAUAUUCGACCUUUACAAUUCAAGAAGAAAUUUUCUAACGGAACAGACUUUCUUUAUGAUAAGGUAAAGAAUUUGAAGGCAGUUUGUCGAGAAAUCAAUAGAGGAGAUAAUGUCAUGAUGAAAAUAAUUUUCACAUGUCAAGAUUCUCAACCAAUAAUUCCAAAUUAUAUACAAGGAGCAGAGAGUAAUAUUGAAAAGCAUAAAAUUUCGUACCCAGAUAAGAUCAUGUCAAUAGACACUUUACGAAUUGAUAUUGAAUUUCCAUACCAUAAUUCAAUAACAGAGGUUGCUAAGAAGAUUAAUUUACAUGAGGAAGAACUGAUCAAUUCUCUUAUAACUAUUAUUGAUAUGGAUGAUCAUCAAGUUUAUUUCAAAAUGAAAACUAAUUAUUUCAAUGAGGAUAAGGAGCAUUUGUAUAGAUAUAUUGUAAUUGGAAAAAUGGAUCAAAGUGAACAUGCUUUCAUCUUUGAUGUGAGCGAUUUUUCAAAUAUUUGUGGUACCAAUGGUGCUAUUCCAAAAAAUCUCAAAAAGAUUUAUGAUUUGUGCAUGCCACAGGAUUUAGCCCAAUAUUUUGAAAAGACUGGAUGCAGCUCAACAAAUUCAGAUACAAGUGUUAGAAGAGUUGGAUUUGGAAUGUUCUUCAGAUCAGAUACCAGACCAAGCAGAGAGCGUUGCAGAAGACACUACUAUUCGGGUUGGGAAUCAGAUGGUUCAGUUGCAACCUUAGUGAACUCGUAUUCAAGGAAUGGAGAUUAUGGUAUUCAAAUAUUGGCACAGGGUGCAAGAAAAUUCUAUCCAACUGAGUAUUCUGGGAAUGCCAUCAUUUUUCUUGAUUGUAAAAUCUCAUCCGACUUGCUAUCGGGCAUGUAUCAACACUCGAAACGAAUACAACUCUACAAGCAGAUAAUUUUACAAUUUUACAUGUAUAAAAUGGAUGUGCCACUCUCCGAUACUUUGAAAAACGAUCGUCAGUUUAUUCUACAAGCACUCCAAUACGAUUUUAUAUUCCAUAAAUAUGGAAAGAAAUUUGUAGAAGAGUUUUUAAGGAAAGAUGAAGAAUUUAUUAUGGAAAUGAUAAGAGUCAAUCCAAGGAUUAUUAGAUAUUGUCCAAAAAGACCUAAAUAUUGUUUACAAGCUGUAAAGUAUGAUCCUCAAAUGUUGUUGUAUGCGCCAAAGGAGGUUAAAAGAUCAGAAUCAAUUGUUUGGGAAUUAUUCAAGAGGGAUGCUUCCUGUUUGAGAUAUGCAAGUCAACGAUUGACAAGUGGACCAUUUGCUUUUAAAGUUUUUGAGUACAAUGAGAGUGCAUUUAGAACAUUUUGUAAACAUCCAUUUACAAUUAAUUCAAUAUCUAAAAGGGAGGAUUUGUUAAAACUUGUGUCUAUGGGCUCAUACUAUUCGAAAAUUAGUCCUACAUUGAGAGAGGAUGAGGAGGUUCAAUUGGCAGCUCUCAACCAUGACGCAUAUGUUUGGCAAUUAUUGAGAGAUGAUUUAAAAAAUGAUAGGAACUUGGCAAUGGAAUGGGUUAAGAAAAAUAGAGAAAUUCUUGGAUAUACGAAAUUUAUUCACGAUUAUGAAUUUAUGGUGGAGCUGAUUGAGGAGAAUACUAUUUAUUUUUGGGAUUUCAAAGGAGAAAUGAAAGAACAACUUUUCAGAAAGAACAAAAAACUCCUUAUGACUGCUUUGGAGGAUUACAAAAUAUUGGACUAUCAUUGGAUACCUAUUAUUUCUACAAGUUGGUAUUCCCUUCCUUCAUCAAUAAGUCAAGAUAGAGAAGUAAUCAUGUUGUUUUUGAGAAAAUUAUGUAAAAAUGAAAAUGGAUAUAGAUACUUUACAUUUACCGUUUCUGGAGGAAAUAUUACAAUCAAUUGUGACCAAUAUUUUAAGGUAUGCCUUGAAAAUUUCCAAACUGACAGAGAUUUCUUCCAUUUAAAUUUAUCUAAAAUUGGGUUGAAUAGAGUAUACGCAUAUGCUGAUCAAUCAAUGAAGAGAGAUCCCAAAUUCAUUGCUUUUGUAUUCAAUUCAUAUCCUAACAAUAAUAUCACUUUUGAAUAUGACAAGAAUAUAGUGAGAGAACUUAUUCCGCUUCUCAAGACAAAUCCGUCUCAAUUAUUCACGGAUAUCAGAUCAUUGAUUUCGGAUGACAAGGAGCUAUUACUGUUAUGCAUCAAGAAUAUUAGCCCUUAUUGCUUUAAUUAUGCAUCUGAACACUUGAAAACUAAUGUGGAUUUUAUAGAGGAGUGCAUGCGAGUUAAUAAUUCAGUCAUAGCAACUGUUUCCUUGAAAUUGGUUAGAAUGAAUAAGGAAUUGGCAAUCCUAGCAUUCAAAAAGGCAGUAGAAAUAGAUAUAAUACUCCCUAUUUUAAAAGAAUAUUUGGCUGAUGAUGAAUUAUUUCAACUGCUAUUCCAACCUUAUUCAAAUAUUACUAGCGAUCGAUUGCUGAAAAUAUGUGAGGAAUUAAGAAUUUCUGAUAAUUUGAAAAAUGAUUAUGAGCUUGCAAGAAGGAUAAUGAAUAGAUCUAUCAAGUUCAGUAUCAUAUUCAAAGACGCACCAUUCAUCAAAGAAUUGAUAAUUGAAAAACUCAUUCAGGGUCCAAUCUGCUAUUUAGAAUUGAACGAUUGUUUUAAAUUUGAUUGGGAUUUGUUUAGUACUGUAUACAGAAAGGCAGAUUACAUGGGUAGAACUAAUUUGGUGUAUAAUAAUCAGCACCUCAAGAAAAAAGAUGUUUUAGUUAAAUUAUUAGGGAAAGGAGUGUAUAUUAGUGAUAAUGAUAAUGGUUUUAUUGAUAAGAAAAUUACAAAUGUGGAUUUCAUGUUGGAAAACUGUUCUCAAAUGUUGAUUUGA
This is a messenger RNA of Naegleria gruberi, 2970 nucleotides long. RefSeq lists its product as uncharacterized. The transcript has 2 exons. Bases 1 to 2970 code for a protein of 989 amino acids. The record is from RefSeq and is a predicted model, not a curated record. NCBI's taxonomy places the organism in Eukaryota, Heterolobosea, Eutetramitea, Acrasida, Naegleriidae.